Messenger RNA from Yamadazyma jaroonii, 1386 nucleotides. NCBI's taxonomy places the organism in Eukaryota, Fungi, Ascomycota, Pichiomycetes, Serinales, Debaryomycetaceae. The record is from the annotation of a GenBank genome assembly.
AUGUCAUCAACAAGUCAACCCGAUGUUUUAUUCUCCAAUGAGAAUAUGGCGAGAUUGAUUACAUUGAAUAGACCACAGAAAUUGAAUUCUUUAAAUACUUCAAUGAUUGAAAAGAUCACUCCUAGAUUAAUUGAAUAUGCUAAAUCAAAUGUCAAUAAUGUUAUCAUUUUAAAUUCUGCCAGUCCUAAAGGUUUAUGUGCUGGUGGUGAUGUUGCUGAAUGUGCCAAACAAAUCUUACAACAGAAUCCUGAAUAUGCUAGUGAUUUCUUCCAAAAAGAGUAUAAUUUGAAUUUUAUCAUUUCAACAUAUUCUAAACCUUAUAUAUCACUCAUGGAUGGAAUUACAAUGGGUGGAGGUGUUGGAUUAUCAGUUCACGCGCCUUUUAGAAUUGCUACUGAAAGAACUAAGUUAGCUAUGCCAGAAAUGGAUAUUGGAUUCUUUCCUGACGUAGGAACUACUUUUUUCUUACCAAGAUUAGAUGAAAAAUUAGGUUAUUAUUAUGCUUUAACUGGUGAAGUUAUGUCAGGUCUUGAUAGUUAUUUAGUAGGAUUUGCUACUCAUUAUAUUCCAAGUGAAAGAUUACCUAAAUUAGUAAAUAGAUUAUCUAACUUACAACCUCCAGUAUUGAAUGAUGAAAAGACUGGUGAAUUAAAGAAUCAACAAGAAUUUUAUCAACAAAUUAAUGACAUUUUAGAAGAAUACACUGAAACAAAAUUACCUGAAAAUGCCAAAUUCCCUUUUACUAAGGAACAAUUGAAAAUUAUCAAUGAAGGGUUUAGUAAAUCAUCCAUUGAUGAAGCUUUAAGUUACUUUAAAGGUGUCAAUAAUGAAUUUUCCUUGAAAAUCUACAACAAAUUAAGUGAAAAAUCCCCAACUUCUAUAAAUGUAGCUUUUGAACUUAUGAACAAAGGUUUGGAAAAUACCAUUAAAGAUCAAUUAACUUUAGAAUUAAUCACUGCUACUAAUAUCAUGAAUCAAAAACUCGAAGUCAAUGAUUUCGUUAAAGGGGUUAAACACAAAUUGAUUGAUAAGGUCAAAGAACCUUUCUUCCCUCAAUGGACAAGUCCUAGAACUGAAGCCGAUGUGUUGAUGAAAGAAUCUAUCAAGACUCAUAAAUUACCAACUCCUUUAAUCAAUGCUUACUUUAACAUUGAUUAUAAACAAUAUCCUUACCAAUUUGGAUUACCAAGAAACAACGAAUUGAAGAGUUUCAUCUCAGGUAAAGAAACCAAUAAGUCUUAUUUACCAACACCAGUAGAAUUGAAACACUUCUUCAAGAAGAAAUACGGUAAUAAAGUUGGUUUGGACUUGAAGUUGGAUAGUAUCUUAGAGUUACAUGGAGAUAGUGAAUCUUUCCAAGGGAAAUAUGUAUCUUGGAAUGAAUAG